AUGGACGAAGAAGCCCAGAAGAGGAAAGAACAGGAGUCAGGCAUGGCUCUUUCUCAGGAACGACUGACCUCUGAGGAUGUGGCCAUCGAAUUCACUCAGGAGGAGUGGGAAUUCCUGGACCCUGCUCAGAGGGCCUUGUACAGGGAUGUGAUGUUGGAGACCUAUAGGAACCUGUUGUCUGUGGAUAUCUCUCCUACACAUGUGAUCAAGCAUAUACAACCCAAAGCGAACAGUGAUAAACGAGAACCAUUCCAAACAUUGAUGCUGGAAAGAUCUGAAAGCUGUGAAAUCAAACAUUUUCAUCUUUUGGAAAGUCAGGAAAAUAUGUGUGACUUUGAGUGUCAGGGGAGAGAUGACAAAAAAAAUGAGAAAGGAUCACCUGUAAGCCUUGAUGGAAAUGUGCCUGAUGGAAGAGAUUCACAUGAUAGAAAGGAUGUAGGAAUCAAGCCCUUUGGAAACAGGCUUGGGUUUAACUUUCAGGAAAAACUGCAAAUAUUUCAAACUGGCAGAACAAUUUCUGAAUAUAAUGAGGUUGAGAGGUCUGUCAACAACAGUUUCUCAUUUUCACCACUUCAAAGAAGUCCUCCUUGUGUCCAAACCAGUGUUUCUAAUAUAUAUGGGAAUGAUUUUAGCAAUCUUUCAGUAAUAACACAAGACCUCAAAGCACACAGGAGAUUUCAUACUGGAGAGAAACCUUACAAGUGUGAUGAGUGUGGCAAGGCCUUUCAUGUAAAGUCAACCCUUUUAAGUCAUCAGACAGUUCAUACUGGAGAGAAACCUUACAAAUGUGAUGAGUGUGGAAAAGUCUUCGGUCAAAAACCACAUCUUCGACUUCAUUGGAGAAUUCAUACUGGAGAGAGACCUUAUAGAUGUGAUGAGUGUGGCAAGUUCUUCAGUCGAAAUUCACACCUCACAAUUCAUCGGAGAAUUCAUACUGGAGAGAAGCCAUAUAAAUGUGAUGUGUGUGGCAAGUGCUUUAGUUCAAAUUCAAGCCUUGCAGUUCAUCGGAGAAUUCAUACUGGAGAGAAACCAUAUAAAUGUGAUGUAUGUGGCAAAGGCUUUAGUGAAACUUCAAGCCUUGCAGCUCAUCGGAGAAUUCAUACUGGAGAGAAGCCAUAUAAAUGUGAUGAACGACUGACCUCUGAGGAUGUGGCCAUCGAAUUCACUCAGGAAGAAUGGGAAUUCCUGGACCCUGCUCAGAGGGCCUUGUACAGGGAUGUGAUGCUGGAGACCUACAGGAACCUGCUGUCUGUGGAUAUCUCUCCUACACAUGUGAUCAAGCAUUUACAACCCAAAGUGAACAGUGAUAAACGAGAACCACUCCAAACGUUGAUGCUGGGAAGACCUGAAAGCUAUGAAAUCAAACAUUUUCAUCUUUGGGAACGUCAGGAAAAUGUGUGUGACUUUGAGUGUCAGGGGAGAGAUGACAAAAGAAAUUACAAAGGAACACCUGUAAGCCUUAAUGGAAAUGUGCCUGAUGGAAGAGAGUCACAUGAUAGAAAGGAUGCAGGAAUCACGCCCUUUGGAAACAGGCUUGGGUUUAACUUUCAAGAUAAACUGCAGAUACUUCAAACUGGCCUGAUAACUUCUGAAAAUAAUGAAGUUGAGAGGUCUGUCAACAACAGUUUCUCAUUUUCACCACUUCAAAGAAGUCCUCCUUGUGUCCAAACCAGUGUUUCUAAUAUAUAUGGGAAUGAUUUUAUGAAUCCUUCAGUAAUAACACAAGACCUCAAAGCACACAGGAGGGUUCAUACUGGAGAGAAACCUUACAAAUGUGAUGAGUUUCAUACUGGAGAGAAACCUUACAAGUGUGAUGAGUGUGGCAAGGCCUUUCGUGUAAAGUCAGUCCUUUUAGGGCAUCAGACAAUUCAUACUGGUGAGAAACCUUACAAAUGUGAUGAGUGUGGCAAGGCCUUUCGUGUAAAGUCAAUCCUUUUAAGUCAUCAGACAGUUCAUACUGGAGAGAAACCUUACAAAUGUGAUGAGUGUGGCAAGGCCUUUCGUGUAAAGUCAAUCCUUUUAAGGCAUCAGACAAUUCAUACUGGUGAGAAACCUUACAAAUGUGAUGAGUGUGGCAAGGCCUUUCGUGUAAAGUCAAUCCUCGUAAGUCAUCAGAUAGUUCAUACUGGUGAGAAACGUUACAAAUGUGAUGAGUGUGGCAAGGCCUUUACUGCUCGCUCACACCUCAGGAAACAUCAGAAAAUUCAUACAGGAAAGAAAUUAUUUAAAUGUGAUAUAUGUGACAAAGUCUUCAGCCAUAAUGAAUACCUUGCUGGCCAUCAGAGGGUUCACACUAGUGAGAAACCUUACAAAUGUGAUGAGUGUGGCAAGGCCUUUCGUGUAAAGUCAAAUCUUUUAAGUCAUCAGACAGUUCAUACUGGAGAGAAACCUUACAAGUGUGAUGAGUGUGGCAAGGCCUUUCGUCCUUCACAGAUCAUAAGUCAUAAGAGAUUUCAUACUGGAGAGAAACCUUACAAAUGUGAUGAGUGUGGCAAGGCCUUUCGUGUAAAGUCAACCCUUUUAAGUCAUCAGACAGUUCAUACUGGUGAGAAACCUUACAAAUGUGAUGAGUGUGGAAAAGUCUUCAGUCAAAAACCACAUCUUCGCAUUCAUUGGAGAAUUCAUACUGGAGAGAGACCUUUCAGAUGUAAUGACUGUGGCAAGUUCUUCAGUCGAAAUUCACACCUUGCAAUUCAUCAGAGAACUCAUACUGGAGAGAAACCAUAUAAAUGUGAUAUGUGUGGAAAGGCCUUUACUCGCAAAGAAAGCCAUGUACUUCAUCAGAUCCUUCAUACUGGAGAGAAACCAUGUAAGUGUGAAGUAUGUGGCCGUGGUUAUACUCGAAGCACACAUCUUGCAAUUCAUCAGAGGGUUCAUACUGGAGAGAAACCAUAUAAAUGUGACAUAUGUGGCAAGGCCUUUAUUGUAAGUGGAAGCCUUACAUCUCAUCGGAAAGUUCAUACCAGAGAGAAACCAUAUAAGUGUGAUAUAUGUGGCAAGGCCUUUAGUGUAAAUGGAAGCCUUACAUGUCAUCGGAAAAUUCAUACCGGCGAGAAACCAUAUAAAUGUGAUGUAUGUGGUAAGGCCUUUAGUGUAAAUGGAAGCCUUACAUAUCAUCGGAAAAUUCAUACCAGCGAGAAACCAUAUAAAUGUGAUGUAUGUGGUAAGGCCUUUAGUGUAAAUGGAAGACUUAAAUCUCAUCGGAAUAUUCAUACUGGAGAGAAACCGUAUAAAUGUGACAUAUGUGGUAAGGCCUUUAAGGUAAAUGGAAGCCUUACAUAUCAUCGGAAAAUUCAUUCUGGAGAGAAACCAUAUAAAUGUAAUGUAUGUGGUAAGGCCUUUACCCUUCAAAUUCAUCUGAGAGUACAUACUGGAGAGAGACCAUAUAAAUGUGAUGUAUGUGGCCACUCCUUUAAGCACAAGACACACCUUCAAAAUCAUGGGAGAACUCAUACUGGAGAGAAGCCAUAUACAUGUGAUGUGUGUGGAAAGGCCUUUACUCGAAAAGAAAGCUGUGCGCUUCAUCAGAUCCUUCAUACUGGAGAGAAACCAUAUAAUUGUGAUGUAUGUGGCCAUGGCUAUACUCGAAAGUCACAACUUAGAAUUCAUCGGAGAGUUCAUACUGGAGAGAAGCCAUAUACAUGUGAUGUGUGUGGAAAGGCCUUUUCUCGCAAGGAAGGAUUUCAUCAGAGAGUUCAUACUGGAGAGAAACCAUAUAAAUGUGAUGUAUGUGGCAAGGCCUUUAGAGUAAAUGGCAGCCUUACAUCUCAUCGGAAAAUUCAUUGCCGAGAGAAACCAUAUAAAUGUGAUGUAUGUGGCAAGGCUUUUAGUGUAAACGGAAGCCUUAGAACUCAUCAGAAAAUUCAUACUGGAGAGAAACCAUAUAAAUGCGAUGUAUGUGGCAAGGCCUUUAGAGUAAACGGAACCCUUACAUCGCAUCAGAAAAUUCAUACUGGAGAGAAACCGUAUAAAUGUGAUGUAUGUGGUAAGGCCUUUACUAUAAAUGGAAGCCUUACAACUCAUCGGAAAAUUCAUACUGGAGAGAAACCAUAUAAAUGUGAUGUAUGUGGCAAGGCCUUUAGUUUAAAUGGAAGCCUCACAUAUCAUCAGAAAAUUCAUUCCAACGAGAAACCAUACAAAUGUGAUGUAUGUGGCAAGGCCUUUAGACACAAUGCACACCUUCAAAAUCAUGGGAGAACUCAUACUGGAGAGAAACCAUAUAAAUGUGAUAUGUGUGGAAAGGCCUUUACUCGCAAAGAAAGCUGGGCACUUCAUCCGAUCCUUCAUACUGGAGAGAAACUAUAUAAAUGUGAUAUAUGUGGCCGUGGCUAUACUCGAAGCAGACAACUUGCAAUUCAUCGGAAAGUUCAUACUGGAGAGAAGCCAUAUACAUGUGAUGUGUGUGGCCGUGGCUAUACUCGAAAACAACUUGCACAUCAUUGGAGACUUCAUACUGGAGAGAAACCAUAUAAAUGUGAUGUGUGUGGCCGUGGCUAUACUCAAAAAUCACAACUUGGAAUUCAUCAGAGAGUUCAUACUGGAGAGAAGCCAUAUAAGUGUGAUCUCUGUGGACAGGCCUUUACUCGCAAAGAAAGCCACAGAGUUCAUCAGAUCCUCCAUACUGGAGAGAAACCAUAUAAAUUUCAUCAAAAAACUCAUACUGGAGAGAAACCAUAUAAAUGUGAUGUAUGUGGCCGUGGCUAUACUCGGAAGUCAGACCUUGGAACUCAUCAGAGAGUUCAUACUGGGGAGAAACCAUAUAAGUGUGAUCUCUGUGGACAGGCCUUUACUCGCAAGGACAGCCACACAGUUCAUCAAAUCCUUCAUACUGGAGAGAAACCACAUAAGUGUGAUGUAUGUGGCCGUGGCUAUACUCGAAGCAGACAACUUGCAAUUCAUCAGAAAGUUCAUACUGGAGAGAAGCCAUAUACAUGUGAUGUGUGUGGCCGUGGCUAUACUCGAAAGUCAGACCUUGGAAUUCAUCAGAGAGUUCAUACUGGAGAGAAGCCGUAUAAGUGUGAUCUCUGUGGACAGGCCUUUACUCGCAAAGAAAGCCACACAGUUCAUCAGCUCCUUCAUACUGGAGAGAAACCUUAUAAAUGUGAUGUAUGUGGCCGUGGCUAUACUCGAAGCAGACAACUUGCACAUCAUUGGAGACUUCAUACUGGAGAGAAACCAUAUAAAUGUGAUGUAAGAGGAGGGAGGGGAAAAAGCAGGAGUCAGGCAUGGCUCUUUCUCAGGGUAAAGAAGCUGCAUGUGGAAGUCAGGUAUUAG
Molecule: messenger RNA, 5274 nt
Organism: Rangifer tarandus platyrhynchus (Svalbard reindeer)
Lineage: Eukaryota; Metazoa; Chordata; Mammalia; Artiodactyla; Cervidae
Source: the annotation of a GenBank genome assembly